AGCCUACGGGCAGGCGCCCAGCGGCUGGGCCGGGUAGAACGGAGGGCGGAACGCAGCUGUGGGGUUGGGGCUGUUGCAGUGUCGGCCGGAGCGGUUUGGGAACUGCACGGGGCGAAGAUGGCGGCGGAGCGGCAGGACGCGCUGAGAGAGUUCGUGGCGGUGACGGGCGCUGAGGAGGACCGGGCCCGUUUCUUCUUGGAGUCAGCCGGCUGGGACCUGCAGAUUGCACUAGCAAGCUUUUAUGAGGAUGGAGGGGAUGAAGACAUUGUGACCAUUUCACAGGCAACCCCAAGUUCAGUGUCCAGAGGCACAGCUCCCAGUGAUAAUAGGGUGACAUCCUUCAGAGACCUUAUUCAUGACCAAGAUGAGGAGGAGGAAGAAGAGGAGGGGCAGAGGAGCAGGUUUUAUGCUGGAGGCUCAGAGAGAAGUGGACAGCAGAUUGUUGGCCCUCCCCGGAAGAAAAGUCCCAACGAGCUGGUGGAUGAUCUCUUUAAGGGUGCCAAAGAGCAUGGGGCUGUAGCUGUGGAGCGAGUGACCAAGAGCCCUGGAGAGACCAGUAAACCAAGACCGUUUGCAGGAGGGGGCUACCGCCUUGGAGCAGCACCAGAGGAAGAGUCUGCCUAUGUGGCAGGAGAAAGGAGGCGACAUUCAGGCCAAGAUGUUCAUGUAGUGCUAAAGCUCUGGAAAACUGGAUUCAGCCUUGACAAUGGUGAACUCAGAAGCUACCAAGACCCAUCCAAUGCCCAGUUUCUGGAGUCUAUCCGUAGAGGGGAGGUGCCUGCAGAGCUUCGGAGGCUAGCUCACGGUGGGCAGGUGAACUUGGAUAUGGAGGACCAUCGGGAUGAGGACUUCGUGAAGCCCAAGGGAGCUUUCAAAGCCUUCACUGGCGAGGGCCAGAAACUGGGCAGCACGGCCCCCCAGGUAUUGAACACCAGCUCUCCAGCCCAGCAAGCAGAAAAUGAAGCCAAAGCCAGCUCAUCCAUCUUAAUCAAUGAGGCAGAACCUACUACGAACAUCCAAAUCCGCCUUGCAGAUGGUGGGAGGCUGGUGCAGAAAUUCAACCACAACCACAGGAUCAGCGACAUCCGGCUCUUCAUCGUGGAUGCCCGGCCAGCCAUGGCUGCCACCAGCUUUGUCCUUAUGACGACCUUUCCUAACAAAGAGCUGGCUGACGAGAACCAGACCCUGAAGGAAGCCAACCUUCUCAAUGCUGUCAUCGUGCAGCGCCUAACCUAACCGCCCAGCUGCUGCCUCACCUUCCUGUGUGUCUCCCAUGACCGCAGCCGUGCCCAUGGGGUCACCUUCCUGCCCCUGUACACACCCAGUCCUUCCAGUGCCACGUCUCGUGUAGCUCUGGGCUCUUAGACUUCAGUUGGACAUAUGUUUUCUCUUUAGUUGUAUUUCCUGGGUUUUUGUGGUGAUCAAUGGACUUUAAAGAAAAAAAAUAAAAACAACCAAAAAAGUUGAAGGAAUACCACCAAUCCUGUUGUACAGAAACUCUCCCACUGGAACUAUAUUUGAUUGUUAGAAAAUCUUAUCUUGGAGCAUGGUAAGGGGACUGUGCAUUUAUCAUCUGUAUAAAUUCACUGUGGCACACAUACUCAUCUCCUGGUGUGUUCCUCCUGCCACAGAUGGUUGUGUGGAGGACUCUCACUUCAUAGAGAAGGAAGGAGGGGGACAUGCAGGAAGAAACUGCAGCCACUCCCUUCCAUAAGAACAUCUCACUUGCCCCAGUCAAACUAAGUAGGAGUCAACAUCUGGGGCCAAAGCUGGAUGCACAAAACUUUUUCUGCUGGCGAUAAGUACUCUCUCAGCUCCCUCAUUGGUGAGGCCUGCUUGCUAUCAUUGUCUUAUUUACAGCAAUCUUGCCUGGUCCAUUUUUUCUAUUAGGAUAUGGCACAUGCCAACCUAAGUGAGUUUAGUUAGGGUGUCUUUGUCUAAAAGAAAGAAAAGUGUCACUAAUGUUAAUGGCAGAUCUAGGUAUGGCAAUAAGUGUCUUGUGUCUGGAGUGCCUUUAACUGUGGUGGUAAUUGUAAGAGUCUUAUGAGAAGCUAGUUUUCUUUGGGCAUAUGUAAUUAAUGUCAGCGUGUGGCUUUGGGUCACAAGGUCUGUUUCACACUUGUUCCCUGCCCUGCUGACCUCUGACUUAACAGUAGCUUGAGCCACAUCCCAGCCUGGCAAAGACCUCCCCACCCUUGAAGGUGUAAGGAGAAUAGUAGGGACCUUGGCUAGAACUCUUCUGCCUCCUUGACUAUACUAUUCAGUUUCCUGCCCUGCCCUAAGCCAGGAGCCAACUUGACACUGGGAGCUACUAAGAAACAUCCUGAGAGAGGGCAAUGGCAAAUAGUUCCCUGCUGUGGCUGCAGCAUCCACCAUGGUAUGGUCUCCAGCAUGUGAAGGUAACCAGAAACAAAGGUCUGGAAAACAAAACUGGCCAUUUAAAACCAGAAUGAGUACAAUAGAGUUUGUCCUUUAUAUUGAGUUUCUUGGAAGGAAAUUAGCAGCACCUCUAUUCAGCGCUUCACGGGGCCCAGGUCUUAGUGAAAUGCCAUGGGCAAGGUUCCAGAAACCAUGCUGAAAUGCCCAGGCCUUGCUGCGUAAUUCAGUGCCCUUCCAGCACCUGGUUGCAGCCUGCAUCUUCAAGUGGUUUACAAGGGGACCUGGGUUUUUCCCCUACUUGUGAGUAUGGGUGGCAGCUGCUUGAACUUGCCCCAGUUCUGGGCCUGGCCCAAGGCCAGAGGGAUUGCAUAAAAUGGCUCCACGCCCAGGAAGGCUGUUUCUAGCUUCAGGCUUCUGUUCUGGAGGCUCAGAUGGAAACAUCUGUCCACCCCAAUGGGCUGUUAUAGCAUAUUCCAACCACCGAUCCUGGGCUGUUGAACUCAGGGCAGUUGUUCUCAACUGGAGCACUUUGGAUCAUCCCCAGCAUUGCGUGGAAAGUAGGAGAAUCACUUGAAAUUAAAUGGGCCGUGCAGUGCAUGGAUUACAGUGCCUGGAUAUGUCUUGAUCUGUUGGAAGGAUACCUCAUAUUCACCAGAGUAAAG
Onychomys torridus (southern grasshopper mouse) is the source of this 3041-nucleotide messenger RNA. It is a transcript of the gene Nsfl1c, whose product is annotated as NSFL1 cofactor. Gene Ontology annotation, molecular function: ubiquitin binding. The coding region runs from base 118 to 1236 and encodes 372 amino acids. NCBI's taxonomy places the organism in Eukaryota, Metazoa, Chordata, Mammalia, Rodentia, Cricetidae. Gene Ontology annotation, cellular component: nucleus; cytosol. The record is from RefSeq and is a predicted model, not a curated record. The transcript is spliced from 10 exons. Gene Ontology annotation, biological process: membrane fusion; autophagosome assembly; proteasome-mediated ubiquitin-dependent protein catabolic process.